GUGUUGUUUUGGUCAUCUCUGGAAGAAACUAGAACCAUCGCCUUGCUGCGUUAGAUCGAUAACUCCCAAUUCUCGAAGAUCCACCCAAACCCCCCACCUUCCUUCCAAAUCUUCAUAUCCAUAUUUCCCCCAAACAAUUAUUAUAUAAUAUAAUAUUCUGAAGAAUAAGAAUGUCUCGAUACAGAAGAAACCCCCAAAUAUCAAACGGAAUGAUACCUCUGAUGCUAUUUCAAGCCGUGAAUGAGUACCGGGGACUUGAUCGUAAACCACCCGUCACCGCCGCCCUUCUCGCCGCUAACACACUCAUUUACCUCCGCCCUUCUUUUCUUGAUCAUAUAAUUCCUCCAAUUGAUCGUGUCUUUUUCAAUGCCCAUCUCAUCCUCAAGUACAAGGAUCUCAAGAGGUUUUUCUUAUCUGCGUUCUACCACCUUGGUGAAUCUCAUUUAGCCUACAACAUGAUGUCACUUUUAUGGAAAGGUAUCCAGUUGGAGACUUCAAUGGGAAGUACUGAAUUCGCUGGAAUGGUUGCAACACUACUUGGUUUGUCUCAAGGGAUUACAUUGUUAUUAGCGAAAUCCCUUCUGCUUUUUGACUAUGAGAAAGCUUAUUAUCAUGAAUAUGCUGCUGGGUUCUCUGGUGUUUUGUUUGCAAUGAAAGUAGUACUUAAUUCCCAGUCAGAUAGCUAUACUAAUGUUCAGGGAUUCAUGGUACCUGCAAAGCAUGCUGCAUGGGCUGAACUGAUUCUCAUCCAAAUGUUAGUUCCCGAUGUAUCUUUUCUAGGUCAUCUUGGUGGGAUACUUGCAGGCAUAGUUUAUCUUCGUUUAAAAGCUCUGUAUAGAGGUCCUUCUCCUUUGACAAGAAUAGUUGGCGGUUUAACUAGUAUUUUGCGUUGGCCUUUGAGCUCUCUGCUGCGGUUUUGGAGGGGCCCUCAACAACGAGUUUCUGGUAGAGGAACAACUGGUGGGAGUGGGACAACCACGCCUGGUAUAUGGAGAUGCCGGGCUUGUACAUUUGACAACUCUGGGUGGCUAACUGUGUGUGAGGUUUGUGGUAUUGGACGUGAUGAUGUCGGGCUAUCUUCGUUAGAGUCAUCGAAUUCAAUGAUUCCCUUGGAUGAAAUACGUCAUCGAAGGAUUCAGAGGUUUGGUAGAUGAUAUUCAACAUAAAUAAUGUAUAGAAAACGAUAGAGAAAAUAUAGCAUUGCAGGAAUGAGUCCGUGUUUGGUUCAGUUGUUAACAUGAUAUACUGGCAUCUUUUUUAAUUCGAUGUGUUGAUUCCAUGAUA
Erigeron canadensis is the source of this 1284-nucleotide messenger RNA. RefSeq names its product rhomboid-like protein 14, mitochondrial. Gene Ontology annotation, cellular component: membrane. The coding region runs from base 171 to 1154 and encodes 327 amino acids. The record is from RefSeq and is a predicted model, not a curated record. Lineage: Eukaryota; Viridiplantae; Streptophyta; Magnoliopsida; Asterales; Asteraceae. The transcript has 2 exons. Gene Ontology annotation, molecular function: serine-type endopeptidase activity.